Molecule: messenger RNA, 945 nt
Organism: Lycium ferocissimum
Lineage: Eukaryota; Viridiplantae; Streptophyta; Magnoliopsida; Solanales; Solanaceae
Exons: 10
Coding region: 1-945 (314 amino acids)
Biological process (GO): mRNA catabolic process; negative regulation of translation
Cellular component (GO): CCR4-NOT complex; P-body; CCR4-NOT core complex
Source: RefSeq, a predicted model, not a curated record
AUGAAUAAUAAUUUGCCGCCGUCAUCAUUGGAGGAACGCCUCCUUUACUUGGCAAUGGCUACGUCGGAGCAACGUUGGAGUUACUUGGCAGUGCAGUUGCCUGACCAGUUGAUAGAGUUUUUACGUGAUGAGAAUAUUCGUGGAGAGGUCCUUCUUCAUCUCAAAAAUUUCAUCAUGAAACAGGCAUUGCAGAGCACCACUGCAUCAACUUACUAUUAUGUGGAAAUAAGUAGAAACACAAGGGGAGAAAAUCGCGUUAAUCUUGCUUUGCAGUUGUGGAGCUCCUAUCAAACAGCCUCUAUACUUUUACUGGAAAUAACAGCAGUGCACCGGAGUUUUUUAACCUUGACAUUCACCACGGCGGAAUCCACUCGAGUUUGUAAUGCUCUUGCUGUACUUCAGGGCACAACAUACAUACCGUUUUAUGUUGACCCACUUCUUAGAAUUCAAACAAAUGAGAACCGUGAUCAUGCAUCUGUGAGGCUUAGCAGCUUGGAUCUUGUUGGUGCCCUAGCAAAGUUUGAUGAUCCACAAGGGCCAGAAAUUCUAAACUUUUUUCUAGGUUCAGGACUAGUUCUUUCGUGCCUGCACUGCAUGGGGGAUGGUGAUACACUGACUGGGAAGGCUACAACGCUCAUAGUUAUGAAUAUCUUGAUGCAAGAGGCAGGGCUGAACUAUUGUUGUGAUUCACCUGAACGUGUUCAGUUACUGGUACAAGUCUUGCGUCAAAUGGUAGAAAAACUUACUGGAAACCCCUCUUUACAGACGCUAAAAUAUGUUGUUCAAUGCUAUUACUGUCUUUCAGGAAAAUCCAAGUUAAGCGGGGUAUUAAAUGCUUUGAGAGACAAUUUUCCUCGACAGCUAACUGACACCACUUUUCGCAACCUUUUUAGUCGAGAUCCAGAGAUGCAAGAUAUGAUGGAGGAUAUAUUGUUGGGAAGAUGA